This is a messenger RNA of Monopterus albus (swamp eel), 931 nucleotides long. Its product is annotated as cilia- and flagella-associated protein 100-like. Bases 86 to 748 code for a protein of 220 amino acids. The record is from RefSeq and is a predicted model, not a curated record. Lineage: Eukaryota; Metazoa; Chordata; Actinopteri; Synbranchiformes; Synbranchidae. The transcript has 6 exons.
AACUAUUAACCUGGACAGUGAGAGCUCAGAAUAUGAGCAGGAGGCACCAGAGCUGUACUUCACUGAUCCCCAGCAACUUCUAGAUAUGUUGACAGAGCUGACAGAGCAGAACUUGUCUCUGAUUCAGAACUCUACCAGGGUGGAGGAGACAGUGGAGGAGCUCCGACAGUCCAUGGAGACAACCAGGGCCGAGAUUGAAAAGGAUGAAGAGCAGCUAGCUCUGCAGGUAAAUGACAUGAAGCAGAGAGUUGACAAAGAGAAAGCAAAAGGCAACAAGCUCAAACAGAAAGUCCAGUUCUAUGUCUCACUGAACACCAAGGAACAGGAUGUGCUCCUUGAUGCUCUGGGUGAAAAGAUAACAGAGGUGUAUCACAGCUGUGUGGAUGGCGGUAUAAACAACCUGAGUGUCAUGGAGAAGCUAGGCAGCAUUGAGAACCGGGUGUCUUUACUGCUGCUGAGCCUUGAGAGCAUCCCUGAAGAAAGCUUGAAGAUGAUGAAGAAGAUCAAGGACCGUGAGAGGAGGAGCAGGGAACGUGAAGAAAAGUCGAGAGCGCAGAAAGAGAAACAGAGAGAAAGGAUGAGGAUUUACCUGGAGAGGUCUCUGGCUGACUCCAAGAGAACUAGUGGGAGAAAGCUCAUGCCCAGAUACAUGCCUGUUACCCAGAGAGUCACAGUCAGCAAUGUGGACAACAUCCCUGCUGAGGACGAGCUCCAUGCCUACCUCUUUGACUCUGACGACAUAGAGUAAAAAAGAAAACACACACACACACACACACGAGAAAAUUAUGCAAAGACAAUGGUGUUUAAAAAUGCAGUCACUCCUCGGAUACAGUUGAGGACUGACAAUUUGACAUCAUUACCAUGACAUUAAAUGACUGAAGUGAAAUGUAAUAGAAAUAUGUAAAGUACAAUAAAGCAGUCUGACUGAAGU